Molecule: messenger RNA, 6381 nt
Organism: Alternaria atra
Lineage: Eukaryota; Fungi; Ascomycota; Dothideomycetes; Pleosporales; Pleosporaceae
Exons: 5
Coding region: 1-6381 (2126 amino acids)
Source: RefSeq, a predicted model, not a curated record
AUGGUGAAGAAGAAAACCAAGAGCAAGAUACCAAAACCGGUGGAGACCGUUGCUCCACCGGACAACGUGCCAACGAAUACUGCCGAACCACUUCCUCAUGCGCCUGAAGUUCCAUUGACAGCAGAGCCAUCAGCCACAGAAGCAGCGUCCGGGGAGCAGUCAAUGCCAACCGCUUCCGAAGUGGAGACAGACGAGGGUACGGUUCCCACGCAGGUGGACGUGUCCACACCCGAACCCUCACAUCACCCUGAGAGCAUACAGACUAUUCCCGACGAGGCUGCAGAGCCACAGGCCAUUGAGAUCACAUCUGCUGCAGACCUGGAUCCACCAAUGGAGGAAGAGCGGGAAUCUGGAUCGCAAGCGGACCCUACCGAAGCCACAGAGUUAGCGACUGCCGCACAAAGCGCUGAAGAUAUGCGCCGUACUACGGGAGCGGAAGAACAGUCACCGAUCAUUGAAGCUGGAGACGCAAACGAUCCAGAACCCAUUGUGGAUCAAGAGGAUGCGUCAGAAGAACAACAAAUCACAGUUCAAGGGUACACAUAUCAACCAGCGUUACUUCCAAUCCAAGAAUCUGUUCAACCUACAUUUGAAGACGACACACCGGUUGAAGAUACGGAACCUCCACAAGGAUCUGCAAUUGAGUCAGCGCCCGGAGCAGGAUCAGAACCAUCUAUACAGAGCGCCCCUACCGCCGUAGAAGAAGCUGUUGAGUCGGCGGAACCAAUGGAAGACACCGUCAGUGGAGAAGAAGUUCAGCUAGACCCGAUAGAUGUACUCGAUGUACCCAACGCUCUUGAAGCACCUGAAGCUCCCGAGGCUCAACCAGAAGAGCCAGUUGAGGAUGUCGUUACUGAAACUGUAACAGAAGAAGACCAAGCUGCGCAUGCACAAGAACCCGAGAGCCUUCUAGCAGUACCCCAACAGUCGGUGCAUGCUGAACCACAAGAUGCGCCUGACGAUGAGACAUCAGCGCCAGAAGCCCCUGAGAGGCCAGGUUUCGAGAGAUUUGAGACUGCGCAGGAGGGACUGGGAACGCUUGCUGCUGAGCCGACGGUGGAGCCCGAAUCUAUGCCUGAGGUUUUAUCUGUAGACGCUGCCACGAAGCCGUCAUAUGAGUUUGCUGCGCCGGCGGAAGAAGAAGCACCGGUGCAGGAACAGGAGCAGCUUGAGGAAGAAGCAACGAUCACUGCUGAAGCCCAAGAAGCCGCUGAGAAUGUACAGGCGGCUCAAGCCCAAGAAGAUGCGCAGCGAAAAGAGUUGGAGAGAUUGGAGCAGGAGGCACUCGAGCACGAGCGGCAGACGAAAGACGCGCUAGAGCAAGAGAUAUUACAGAAGGAAGCUGAAGCCAAGAGAUUAUCAGAGGAACAACAUGCGAGAGAGGCUCAAGAAGAGAUGGAAGCUACCGAAGCUGUUAAACGAGCUGUAGAAGAGAUGAGAACCAAGAAAGAAGAACAGCAGAAGGAAUCCGAAAGGCUUGAAGAAGAGCGGUUAGCCCGUCAGAGGCUUGAGCAAGAGAAAUUAGAGCAGAUUGCUGAAGCGAGGAAGCUUUUGGCGUUAAUGGAGGAAGAAAGACGUGCGGCAGAGAUCCAGGAAGAGCUCGAAGCUGCUGCAGUUGCGGAGCGUGCUCAAAGAGAGAAGGACAAGAUCGAAGCUGCUGCAGCUGCCGAACGCGCUCAAAAAGAAAAGGAAGAACUCCAGGAAGAGCAGUUACGACGUGAGAGAGCUGCGGAGGCUCGAAUCGCUAGGAAAGCUCGAGCUGCAGCAGAUGUUCUUGAAGAAGCUCAAAGAGAGGCAGCCGAAAAGCAUACCGAAGAUGGGUCACGUGAGCAAGCCGAGAUACCAUUCAUCGCACGCCGAUCAAUGAUUGAGUCAGCACGUGCUCCGUCACCUCCUUCGGGAGUACCUGAUAUGCACGAUCGUUCUCCAGUCUCUGAUCGACCAUUUCGAUCGUAUCGAUCUUUCGCGCCACAUGCACCGAAGCUUAGAGCACAUGAAGCGGGUCCAAACCAUGCACCAAAGCCAUACGCUGUGGCACAGCUCAUUGAGGAUAAUAGACCUCCAGCACCGAGCCCGCCAAUGAGUAAAGCACGACCAAGCUACUAUGCCCCGCCAGCCCAGCCGCCUCACCAGUACCCAAAUCAUGCCUACGGCAUGAGUCAGCAGGGUUAUCCCGCGCCUAACCCCAAUCCUUACGGCCCUUCGUCGCAUUCUUCCUCCCCUCCCUACCAGGAAUCAUGGAGCCAAUACCCACCCGGGUACCCUCCUUAUGGCAACUCAUCGCAACGACAGGACUCCUCGGGUUCUAGAGACUAUCAUUUACAUGCUUUAGAGAGUCGACCUGCAAUCGAAAACGGGUCUGGCGACGCUUUCUCACGCAUCCCGCAGACCGAUCUGCACGUUCUACUUGCGCAUUACAAAGAGAAUCACAAUCAAUUACGUAUUAGGGAGGACUUGCUCCGUCGGCAAAGCGCUGAGCAAGAACAGCAACUGCGAGCAAAGGAUGGUGAGCUUGGUGAGCUGAAGGAGAAGAUUCGCAACUUGGAAGACAGGCAUUCCGCCGAAGCAAGCAGACUACAUUUUCAGAUUGGUAACCUGGAAGAGCAAGUUAGGGAGCUUCGAGAGCUGAUUGCUGAAACCAAGAAAGCUAAAAGAGACGCUGAAGAGUCCAAAUUGGCAUUGAGUGCAGCUAUGAGGUCUUGGGAGGAUAGGUACAGGGAGUUGGAAGAUGUGCAUCGCACCUUGGAGAGGACCUCGGCUGAAGAGAGGGAAAGGGCGUGGAGAGAUUUCGAUGAGUGGAAGUCUGCCACGGUUACGAAACACGACGCCGAGAAGAUCGCCCUUGCUAUUCAAUUCGACAAGAAGCUGAAGCAAGCUGGGCAAGAUGCCGAGGAGGCAUCCAAACUGAGGUCUCAACUCCAGGAAGCCCUUGAGGAGCGCGACAAUCUACGGAAGCAGCGAGAUGAAGCAGAAACGAAGGCCGAGGAGGAAGCAGCGAGAGCCAAUCAGCUGGCAAGAGAGAAGGAUGAGCUGAUGAACCAGUACAAUCAACUCAAGGCCGAGAGCCAACAAGAGAAGGAAGUCAUCAGGAGUGUUGCCAGCAACCUCGAGUCGGAGAAAUCCAGACUGGAGAAGAUGAUGGAAUGCUAUGGUGAUAUCGCCGAGAUCAAAAGCAAAGGCGACAACUACUACCUGGUAGCCUUUUCUCAGCUGCAGAGGCAGAUUAUCGAUCUUGCUACAAUCCAUUUCGUUCACCUUCCAGUAAGGCCGCCGCCGGAGGAUCUCUCACAAGUACCGUCCAACUUACCGUCAUUCCUCGGCGAUUCCAUUGCCUCCAGACAAGUUCGAGCAGCAUAUAUCGCCCACACUGUAUCAAAGCUGAUCACGUUCCGUGUUUUCGGUCCGUUCUUGUUCAGUCUUGGUCGCCGGUACGACAAAGCUGAUUCACUGUUCUCAUCGAUGAGCCACCACAUUCGCGAGAAGAGCACACGUAAAGAAGCGAUUUGGCGACAGCAAACUCUCCUUGCUGCAUUCACUAGCACCGGCGCGAAGCAGCGCAUCAAUACUGCUGCAGGAACUGUUGUAGAAGAGAUCGUCAACGCCAUCCGACACUUUGCUGAUCCGAAAGAGGAGGAGGGCAUCAAGAUCGCCGUGAAGCGCAUCGUGAAGGUCGCUGCGGAGACAUGGAGGUUUGCUCGUCUCGAGCGCGAGAUGAUCACCGCUGUCAUGCCUGCGUUACAUGACGAAGAGCAUCAAUUCACCGGCAACCAAUUUUGGCCAGCUUACAAGGCAGAGACAGGUUCAGCGGACGAUAACCCCCAUCCAACUGAUUCGCAACGACAACUACUACUCAGAAUUUUCCCGGUCGUCUAUCGCGAAUCGAAGCACGAGAUCUUCCAGAAUAACGAAGAGCAGCGCGACGAAGGCUGUGUUCUCCACCAUGGACUGGCAUUGUAUGACGAUGCAGAGCCGGUCGUGACGAGAAUGGAGGAGCUCAAAUCUGCUGGUUUGCCUUCCCAUACCACUGCAUUAACGAGUCCGACUGACGAGGGCAAGUUUCCGCCGCCGGCCUGCCCGCCUCCACGCGACCCUAUACCACCUCCUCCGUCUCCACCCGCUCCCCGAUCUCCGACGAAGACCGAGACGAAUUCGGCUGAGGAACCUCCCGCAUCACGUCCGAUGUCCCCGAUCGUCGAGAAGCCAGAGAAGCCCAAGAAGCUUUCGGCCAUUGAGCGAGCUUUGAACCUCUUUUCUGCUCCUUCUCUGGACGACAAGCCGAAGCCUCCAGGCUCUACCUUUUCACGUCCACCGGCGCCUCCAACGUCCGUGUUCACAUCGCCUAGGAACUUCAUUGGUAUGCCAGUGGAAAGUUUGGCUCCUUCACAUGCACCGAGUCCUAAGAAGAAGCCACCACCGCCGCCGCCAAAGCCAAAGCCCGAAGUUCCUUCAACGGCCGCAGAGAUCGCGGAAGCCAUACGCCACCGUGCAUCCGUUGAGAGCGCGAUUCUGCCUCCGUCUUUCUCACGCACCACAACAGAAGACACUAUCCGAGAGGAUUCGCGAGCUCCAACGCCGGUUGACACAGUAUCUCACGUCUUCGAUGCCAUAGAUGAGAUUGAAACACUGGUGCCUCAACGUGCGCGGACUACAUCGACCUCCACCACGCAUUCGCGACGCCGCUCUACGCACAAGCGUCGAUCUAGCGAACAUGCCAUGGAGGACGAGCUGUUCGAUAUCACUCCUCGACCGGAAAUCAGUCGAAGAAAGAGCGGUUAUGCUGCGAGUAUCCGUACGACCAAGUCUGCCGAUACUGAGCGCACAGAUAGGAGUGAGCGUACCGAUAAGAGCGAGCGCACCGAAAAAAGCGAGCGCACAGACAAGAGUGAGCGAACCGAGAAGAGUAGUCGCAGUCAUCGAACAGAGAAGAGUGAUCGCUCGGAUAAAACCGAGCGUGAAAAGGCUCGCUAUAUGUAUGAGACUCGCGGUGCUGCCAUGAAAGCUUUGUAUCCCAAUACUCCGACAAAGGGCUCUCAUGGUAGCUCCAGAAACUCCGCUAGGAGUGAAAGGAAAGACAGGAACAAGGACAGAGGUAGCAAGGACUCUACAAAGGAAUCAAUAUCAUCAAGAGAAUCCCGCGAGUCGAGAGAGUCGAAGCGAGAGUCACGGGAGGUCAAGAGACAAAGGAGUAUCUCGGAUGCUGGCACUUGGGAUACAAACAGCAUCAUGACCCAUGAUUUCGCACCUACCACUAUUACGAUGGAUGCACCUUAUCCUUUCGCGUAUGACUCAAGACGAGACUCGAAAGAGUUGAAGAGAGAGUCGAGAGAGAUAAGACGGCAGAGAAGUAUUUCCGACGCUGGCACCUGGGAUACCAACACUGAGAUCACUACUCACCGUCCCCCACCCACCACCGUAUCGACCAACGUUCCUUACCCAACAGGAAUGCCCUGGGAAUUGAAGCGAUCGAGAAGCAUUUCCGACUGUGGUACCUGGGAUACUAGUAGUGAGGUCACUCAACGUGCUCCACCCACUACCGUAUCGACCAACGUCGCCUACCCAAUGGAGAAGGACAUGGACGAGUCGGAACGAUGGUCCAUGCCACCACCCCGUGACACGUGGAGGAUGAGCACUCCCGAUGACGACGUGUCCGAUGCCGGGACCUGGGACACGAAUACUGAGAUUACCACUCACCGCGCUCCCCCUACGACCGUCUCUACCAACGUUCCCUAUCCGACACAGCUACCGCGAUAUCUGCAAAGACCAAGUGAUUCUGAUGAGGAUGAGUCUGACGAUGGCAUAUCCGAUACUGGGACUUGGGAUACGAAUACCGAGAUCACAGCUCGCGCGCCUCCAACAACCGUAUCCACCAACAUACCCUACUCAAGCGUGCUACCCCAACAGCUGAGAAGGCUGAGCGGCAGCGACGCCGGCACAUGGGAUACCAACAGUGAGAUUACCACAGUGACCCACCGCGCUCCUCCUACAACCGUGUCAACCAACGUCCCAUACCCAACCGGUCAAUUCAACGAUCUCGGUCCAUCGAGUUACCCACCCGGACCUUUUGAGCAGCUUAAGCGAGUUGAACAACUCAGAAAGCAGCACGAGCAGAGCUUCUCCGAUGACGGUUCCGACUCCGGUACCUGGGAUACGAGCAGUGAGAUUACGCAUGCGAACAACGGUCCCGCUACGGCUGUCUCGACCAACAAACCCUACCAUCACACCGAGAGACCCAGGAACGUGGAUAGACCCAGAAACUUGAGAAGACAGACGAGUCCUUCGGAUGCGGGAACGUGGGAUACCAACAGUGUGAUUACGAAUAACGAUAUGAAGACGACUGUUUCGACGAAUGUGGCGUAUCCUUCUGAACGGCGGACUCGAUAG